AUGAUCAUUCAUACUACUAUUACUACUACUACUACUACUACUACUACUACUACUACUACUACUACUACUACUACUACUACUACUACUACUACUACUACUACUACUACUACUACUACUACUACUACUACUACUACUACUACUACUACUACUACUACUACUACUACUACUACUACUACUACUACUACUACUACUACUACUACUACUACUACUACUACUACUACUACUACUACUACUACUACUACUACUACUACUACUACUACUACUACUACUACUACUACUACUACUACUACUACUACUACUACUACUACUACUACUACUACUACUACUACUACUACUACUACUACUACUACUACUACUACUACUACUACUACUACUACUACUACUACUACUACUACUACUACUACUACUACUACUACUACUACUACUACUACUACUACUACUACUACUACUACUACUACUACUACUACUACUACUACUACUACUACUACUACUACUACUACUACUACUACUACUACUACUACUACUACUACUACUACUACUACUACUACUACUACUACUACUACUACUACUACUACUACUACUACUACUACUACUACUACUACUACUACUACUACUACUACUACUACUACUACUACUACUACUACUACUACUACUACUACUACUACUACUACUACUACUACUACUACUACUACUACUACAAGUUGGCAUUUGGUGCUGAUUACUUGUAUGUUAUUUAAAUUUACUAAGAUUCAUGGUAAUAAUAAUAAUAAUAAUAAUAAUAAUAAUAAUAAUAAUAAUAAUAAUAAUAAUAAUACUCGUCUUUUUAUAUUCUCUAUUACAGUACUUUAUCAAUUCGCCUUGGAUAAUCGAAUAGUUUGGACAGUUGGACAAAAUUGUUAUUUUCCAAGUUUUGUACAUCAUUCACAUGAAUCAAUUUGGAUGACAGAUUAUGGUUUAAAUAGUUUACACCAACAAUCUCAAAAUAGUAAUGACAACAACAAUAAUAAUGUUAAGAAAACAUCAUUAUUCUAUUCACUUCAGUUACCGGAAGAAUUGUACAAUUAUAAAUUUAAUUUUUUAAAUUUACAAUAUGGUUGGUUACAAAUGUUAUUUACAAGAGAUUCACAUCAUGCAUGGUUAUUCUUAUCAUGUCAUCAUAUUCUUUAUACAAAACAUCAGAUUUUUUUUACAUCAUUAAAAGAUUACUUAACGACUAUUUGCAGUGUAGAUGACCAAACUACUUACAAAAGUAAUAGUAGUAAUAAUACACAUUGGUUUAGUGCUACAAACAGUAGAAGUAUGGAUUAUACAAAAUUAAUGUAUAAUAAUAAUAAUAAUAAUAAUAAUAAUAAUAAUAAUAAUAAUAAUAAUAAUAAUAAUAAUAAUAAUAAUAAUAAUAAUGAGAAUAGUAAUCCUACAAGCAGUUUACAAGCAUCAUUAGGUUAUGUGAAACUGUCAUGUUCUUGGCAAUCCGGUAAAAAUAUUUAUUUAGUACAAUUUACACAUCCUAAAGGAAAAUCCAUUUAUCAGUGUGUUAAAUUUGAACUUAUCAAUGAAAUAGAUUCAGUAUCAGUGUUUAAUCUAUUUUUAAGUGAAUAUACCUCACCUACAGCGGAUUUAACAUUGUGUCAUCCUACAGCGUUUAAAUAUGAUUCAUCAAAAUGGAUUGCCAGUCUAUCUCCAAAUACAGAACUUAGCAAAACAUUAUGCCCAAUAUCAGGUGGAUUUCAAAUAAGUCAAAUACUAGAUUUAAAAAAUAAUGAAGUCCUAUGUGAACCUCAUGUUUAUUCGACUUUGGAAAGUGAGUGCAUGUCAGGUGAAGGUAUCUUAUGGACAUUUUUACAACCUCAAUGUAAUCCAUUUAUACAAAACUAUAAGACUCAAUUUCAAUGUCAUUCAACAUGGAAACUGAAUAAUUUGAAUUAUAUUCUCAUCUAUCAACAAAUAAAUCAGUAUACUUAUGAAUUUUAUCAACUGGUUUAUUUACAAUUACCACAGGAAUUAUCAAUAGAAUCAAAAACUUAUGGAAAAUUUUCACCAAUAUGGAUUAUUUAUGGUUUACAAUUAAAUAAAAUAAUUGAACAAAUAAUAAUUAAUCGUAUUUAUACAUGGAAUUCUAUUGAACGUUAUAGUUCUAAAUCAAAAAAUAUUGUAUUAUAUAAUACAAGUAUAAACCUAUAUGAAGUACAAAUUCGACGAGCAUUUGGAAAUUGUGAUGAUGAACGUGUCAGUUGUACUCAUGGUUGCGAACAUAAUGCAAGAAAUCAAUUUUUUUGUCAUAGAAGUUGUCUAGUUCCAGGACAGACUUGUGGUAACAUUAUUCAUGAUUCGUGUAAAUUUCAUCCAAAUUAUUAUGGUACAUGGGAUUUAAUUGAACCGAGUUCAAUUCAAGAAUCAGUGGGAUAUGAACAUCCAAGUAGUCGUUUAAUGGCUCAGUUUUUCAUUAAAAAUGACAAAUUAAUUAUAUCUUCAGUAACUGGUAUAUCGUAUACUAUGGAUUUGUAUUGUGUUAAGGAGAUACAAGAAUCCUUAUAUGAUCGUUAUAUUCUACGAAGUGAUUAUCAAACAAACGGAUGUUAUUCCAGAGAUUUAUGUUUAGAAAUCUAUCGUGGUAAUAAAAAUGAUUUCGAAACAUCAUCAAAUGUCAAUGCAAUACUUUAUAGAAUGUCUGUCGGUGGUAAACAUCUUUUAACUGAUAUAUGUCAAUUCAAUAACGAUAAUCAAUUAUAUGGUCGAACAAUUUAUCCAUUAAGAGGAAAUAUAUUAAUACGAAAUACAGCGGAUAAAAAAUCUAUCACUCCUACUGGUAUUACUAAAUGUGGACUAUAUCAAAUACGUCUUACUGGUAAAUUGUUUAUUCUCAAUACUGAACCAACACAGUUUGGUAUUCAGGAAGAUCUGUUUAAUGUCACAAAUAAACAAUCGAUUAAUAAUCGUUUGGGAAAAGAUGAUCAUACAAAUAUCAUGUCUCAUAUAAAUGGAAAGUUAUUAAAUACAUAUGAAGCUAAUGAUGAUAAAAGCUAUCAAGGACCAUGUUCAAUAGAAAUCAGUGAUUUCAAUCCAAAUCUAGGUAUCUCUGGUGAAUUCGAUAAUACAUUAAGAAUUAGACAUUAUUGUGAAUCUACCAUUUAUCCUAGUAUAUUUAAAUCAGAUCAUCAAUGUAUUGCAUCGUUUAAUAUUGAUGGAAUUUCAACUAUUUCCUCAUCUUAUUUCUUACUUAUCACAUAUCUUAAAAUUACAGAUCAGUAUUAUUGUCUAAUCAUUCAAAUCAACAGAAAUAAUGAUGAUAUGAAUAAUAAUAAUGGUAAUAAUCAUAGCAAUCAGAAUUACACAAUCUUUAUGUAUCAUUCACCUCAGUGUCAAUAUGAAACUACACCAUUUGAAGCUAUUAAAUUAGAUGAAAAUAAAGCAUUUGCAAAAUUAUUACUCACUUCAACACAAAAACAAAAUGACAAUUCUACAAGUGGUAGUAGUAGUAGUAAUAGUAAUACUAUUAUAACUCCAAUAUUGAAACCAUUCAAUAAAAGUUUCUAUUUAUCAACUAAUAAAUUAACAAGACCAAUUCAACAAUACACAACAAUUCAUAAUGAUUAUCAACAACAAAAUUUGACACGUUUUAAAGCGUUACGUUUUCUAUCGAAACCAAUUAAAAAAACGCGAAGUUUCUUUAUCAUCAAUAAUCAAUCUUUAUCAAUCUAUUCAACUAUUUCUUCUUAUAAUUAUUUAUUACUAUUUUUAAUUAUAUUUAGAAUUUAUUGUUAAAUUCAAAAUCCUCAAUUUCUCAUCUUUCUCAGUGUGUACUACUAUCAAAUAUUAUCAGUAGUAUUAGUAUUAGUAGUAGUAUUGAGUAAUAAUAAAUAUGUGGUUGUACAGUAUACAUGAAAUGAUAUAAUGGAUACGAUUAGUAUCGUUGAAACUAUUCAAAUCAGCUUAAUUCAAGGAUGAAUACAUUGCGAGAGAAAAAAGUAAUAGAGCCUUACACACAAAAGAGAGAAAACGAACAAACAACCAACCAGCAAGAGAGAAAAUUUUUUUUCAGAAAUAGAUCUUUGUUGAAACCAGGAUGAUUAAGCGAGUUCAAUGGAGUUCCUUUUUCUUCUUUUUAUAAAAUUAACUUUUCUUACAGAUUUUAUGUUUGUUGCCUAGAUUGUUCUCUUUCCAUAUUAUUGGUUCUUCUGUUGUUAAGUGAUUUUUUUCUUAUUUUUAAAAUAAGAUUUUCUUUCAUGUUUUGUGUAAUUUUGAGUGAAUCAAACUUCCAUUAUGUUCAGAUAUUCAUUGUAAGUAAUUAAAACAAACGAGUGUAUAUAUUGUAUAACAACUGUUUAUAGUGGUAUAUUUGGUCUAGUCAUCAGGG
Messenger RNA from Schistosoma intercalatum, 4354 nucleotides. The record is from the annotation of a GenBank genome assembly. NCBI's taxonomy places the organism in Eukaryota, Metazoa, Platyhelminthes, Trematoda, Strigeidida, Schistosomatidae.